CCCCCUCCUCCCCUCCCCUGGGUCAUGGCCAACUCAGGACUCCAGCUCUUGGGCUACUUCCUGGCCCUGGGUGGCUGGGUGGGCAUCAUCGCCAGCACAGCCCUCCCGCAGUGGAAGCAGUCCUCGUACGCGGGCGACGCCAUCAUCACAGCCGUGGGCCUCUACGAAGGGCUCUGGAUGUCCUGCGCCUCCCAGAGCACCGGGCAGGUGCAGUGCAAACUCUACGACUCACUGCUCGCCCUGGAAGGUCACAUCCAGUCCGCCCGAGCCCUGAUGGUGGUGGCCGUGCUCCUGGGCUUUGUGGCCAUGGUGCUCAGUGUGGUGGGCAUGAAGUGCACCCGUGUCGGGGACAGCAACCCCGUCGCCAAGAGCCGCAUCGCCAUCUCUGGGGGUGCCCUCUUCCUCCUGGCAGGCCUCUGCACUUUGACAGCCGUCUCAUGGUAUGCCACCCUGGUGACCCAGGAGUUCUUCAACCCCAGCACACCUAUCAAUGCCAGGUACGAGUUCGGCUCGGCCCUGUUCGUGGGCUGGGCCUCCGCCGGCCUGGCCAUGUUGGGGGGGUCCUUCCUCUGCUGUACGUGCCCGGAGCCUGAGAGAGCCAACAGCACCCCGCAGCCCUACCGGCCUGGCCCCUCGGCUGCUGCGCGAGAGUACGUCUGAGCCCUGCACGCCUCCAGCCCCUUCGGCACCCCUGCGGCACAGCGUGCCCCCCGAGCCCCGUUAGGGUUCUGAGCAGC
This is a messenger RNA of Hyaena hyaena (striped hyena), 737 nucleotides long. RefSeq names its product claudin 19 (gene CLDN19). NCBI's taxonomy places the organism in Eukaryota, Metazoa, Chordata, Mammalia, Carnivora, Hyaenidae. The transcript has 4 exons. Gene Ontology annotation, biological process: bicellular tight junction assembly; cell adhesion. Bases 25 to 660 code for a protein of 211 amino acids. The record is from RefSeq and is a predicted model, not a curated record. Gene Ontology annotation, molecular function: structural molecule activity. Gene Ontology annotation, cellular component: bicellular tight junction; plasma membrane.